Dunckerocampus dactyliophorus (ringed pipefish) is the source of this 2461-nucleotide messenger RNA. It is a transcript of the gene osgep, whose product is annotated as O-sialoglycoprotein endopeptidase. Gene Ontology annotation, cellular component: EKC/KEOPS complex; cytoplasm. The record is from RefSeq and is a predicted model, not a curated record. The coding region runs from base 648 to 1655 and encodes 335 amino acids. Gene Ontology annotation, biological process: tRNA threonylcarbamoyladenosine modification. The transcript is spliced from 12 exons. Lineage: Eukaryota; Metazoa; Chordata; Actinopteri; Syngnathiformes; Syngnathidae.
UUUUUUAUAAGCCAAUGCAAAUGUCCUUACUUGUACGUUUACCAGGAUGCAAAGCCCAGACACGCGCUGCUCUUGAGUAAGCCACUCCUCCUAAAACUCAUGCAAAGCACACAGUACAGGCGGAAACAGCUAACUAGCUGGCUAUUAUUACGUGCAUACGCCUAAACCCAAACUUCCUUUAAAAUGUGCGAGAACCGACAAGUGAUAUUAUAACAGCAUAUUAUAUAUUAUAUGUAAUACUGGGGCGUGUACGAAAUGAUAUGCUUCAAACGUAUAUAGUCAUAAUAUACAGCACAUGCAUAAACAUGCACUUAGUUUCUUACACCGAUGCGCACGAACCUAUAAUUUAACCACAUACUUUUCACAUUUUGACGUCCUCGUCAAUGCCUGAUCUAAAUUACAUAAACAUUAUUUGCUUACGUAAAAACACAAACCAAACACAUAUCCGGUAUUAAUCACUAAAAUAAUGAAGUCAUUACCAGUACUAUAGAGUGACUAUUUGUGUGUGUAUUUGUUGAAUUUUUGAGAGAAGUGAUUUCGGCAAGAAAUCGGUCCUCCGUGUGUGGGUCCUCGAGACUUCAUAUGGAGAAGUUUAGUUGAUAUCCUAGGAAGUGACACAUUUUAACAAAAGCACGGACUAAUCUGCAAUGACUGUAGUAAUUGGGUUUGAGGGCAGUGCCAAUAAGAUUGGCAUUGGUAUCAUCAGGGAUGGCAAAGUGCUUUCCAACCCUCGGCGGACGUACAUUACCCCUCCUGGUCAAGGCUUCUUACCAAGUGACACAGCCAGACAUCAUCGCUCUGUUGUACUGACUGUCUUGAAGGAGGCUUUGGAGCAAGCUGGACUGAAACCUUCAGACAUAGACUGUGUGGCGUACACAAAAGGUCCUGGCAUGGGUGCUCCCUUGGUGACAGUAGCGUUGGUGGCCCGCACAGUGGCCCAAUUGUGGGGUAAGCCUCUCCUAGGUGUCAAUCACUGUAUUGGGCACAUCGAGAUGGGCCGACUUAUCACUAAAGCCAAUAACCCUACUGUGCUUUACGUGAGCGGUGGAAACACACAGGUCAUUGCAUACUCUCAACGCCGCUACAGGAUAUUUGGGGAAACUAUAGACAUCGCAGUUGGCAACUGUUUGGACAGGUUUGCCAGAGUCAUCAAGAUUUCAAAUGACCCCAGUCCCGGCUACAACAUAGAACAGAUGGCCAAGAAAGGCACUCAGUAUGUGGAGCUUCCGUAUACAGUAAAAGGAAUGGAUGUGUCAUUUUCUGGGAUUCUGUCAUACGUUGAGGAAGCUGCUCAUAAGAUGCUUGGCUCUAGUCAGUGCACAGCAGCGGACUUGUGUUUCUCCUUACAGGAGACUGUGUUCUCCAUGCUGGUCGAAAUCACAGAGAGGGCCAUGGCGCACUGCGGCUCCCAGGAAGUCCUCAUUGUUGGUGGUGUUGGCUGUAACGUGCGUUUGCAAGAGAUGAUGGGAGUGAUGUGCUCAGAAAGAGGUGCUAAACUUUUUGCCACAGACGAAAGAUUCUGCAUUGACAAUGGCGCAAUGAUCGCUCAAGCCGGCUGGGAAAUGUUUCGAUCUGGCCAAGUGACUGAGCUGGAGGACUCAUGGAUCACACAGAGGUACAGAACAGAUGAAGUGGAGGUGACGUGGAGAGAUUGAUCAGUGGAAACAUUUGCUCAGUCACAUAAGCAUCUUGGGAACAAAUGUGGACUCCAACUUGACUCCCAGGUAGCUGCCUAAACUGCAGCAUCAGCAGGGUGAUACCGUGCAUCUGACAAGUUCUAUAGCUGAAAGACGGAACUCUAGUGUGUGGAGGUGGGGAGUUGAGCCAUUGAUGAGAUCAACUUUCCUUAAAUGGACCACUCACCACCUCCUGCACACUCAAGGCCUGCCAAGAAAACCUGUUUUACCAUCAGCAAUGGGACAAUACUCUACUUCCAAGUGGCCAUUUGAUGUUUCGUCCUUUUAAAAAGACACCUGUUGCCAAAUGUUACACACUUAGAAGAUAAUCCAGAGGGUAAAAAGUCUAAUUCCCAAUAAAUAAACAGUCGCAUGUCAUGUUUAUUCAUUUUUAUUAAGCAAUACUGUUCACUUACAUUCCUCCUCCAGUGUAAAUUUUCUCAAAAAAAAAAUCAAUAUUUAACACUGAGCUCCCUUAUGGAUUUAUGAGCAACAUUCACCUGAUUAGAAACCAAAUAAAGAAAAAACAGGGGAAAACAGCAUUAAGAUCUGACAGAAUUAAAGGGCGAAUUCUACUGUGCUUUUGAAUACACCCCUCUGUAAACCGAAGACAUUAACAGUAAAACUAGCAGGUAGAAGACACCUCGAAUGGAGUUAGGAGUGGGUGAAGAAAAAAAAAAUCACUGAGUUUCUCACACAGGGAUUGGUCAUAACAGAUUUAUCUUUUAAGAAAGUGCUUGAUUGACCACUCGCUUUACACGGGACAGUUUCAAAAAAAAAAAAAA